AUUCCACAGACCAUACUAUGGAUCUCAAGCUUGUCAAGAAACUUUAAUCGAGAAGGCAUCACUUUAGACUUCACUUGGCUCUUCCAGCCAUCAUCAUUGUUAUGCGAAUACAUUGUUCGUAAUUGGCUGCGCGAGUGCGAGUGCGAGAAAAGACCCAUGAGGAUGGAUAUUACGGGGAAUGCGACGAACUUAUAUUCUCCGACUAUGAGGAUCAAUAUGCAUAAUGUCCGGCAUUGAUUUUAUAAAUUGUCUAAGAGGGGGGCCCAGCAACUCUCUUCGUCUGGUAGUGGGUAUCCGGGGUCUUUCGAUCCACGAUGAUGGCAGUGAUCACCAAAGGCAGCGCAAAACUCACUAUGUUGCUUGCCUUGUGCGAUUCGUUUCUUCGGACCGUCCUAUGAUAGGUUCAUCUAAUAUGACAGGAUGGAAUUAAAGUGUUGUAAUACAAGGAGUCUUGUUUGAGAAGGGGGAUGUUCUAGAAGCUAUUAAUAUGAUAAAUACUUCGAUCUGCUGUUCUAGAACGAUACUCACAGCUCACUCACAUUAAAUCACUUCAAUUUCAAAUACACAAUUACUCCUACAAGCCAAUAUGAGACUUAACGUUCUUCCCGCUACUCUAGCCUUUGGCUUGGUCACUGCUAGAGCUCACUAUCACCAACAUGAUGCCGUCAAUGAUACUGAAGGUGUUUGGAUAGCACCUACAGAUACCGACUUCCGCGGUCCAUGUCCCAUGAUGAACACCCUGGCAAAUCAUGGGUUUCUUCCCCGCGAUGGCAGGAAUCUUACAGAAUACAACGUUGUCAAGGGUCUCAACGAUGGUCUCAACUUCAACAAAUCUCUUGCAACAAUCAUGUUUCAACAAGCCAUACCAGUUAGCCCAGCUUACCCCAAUACCACUUCCUUCACUCUCGACGAUCUGAACCGCCACAAUGUCCUCGAACACGACGGAAGUAUAAGUCGUUCCGACGCCUACUUCGGCAACAACCACGUUUUCAACCAAACCAUCUUCGACACCACAAAAGUCUACUGGCCCUCCGAGGUCCUCACCGCUCAACAUCUCGUCGACGGUAAACUCUUCCGACAAAUCGUUUCUCGCUCCACCAAUCCCAACUUCACAUUCACCUCCACCGUGGAAGCAUUCAGUCUUGGAGAGAUGGCCGCGCCAAUUGUCGCUUUUGGUGAUAAAUUUGCGGUUACGGCGAAUAGAACUUUGGUUGAGAGUUGGAUUGAAAAUGAAAAAUUGCCUACUGAAUUGGGAUGGAGUAAACCAGUCGAGGAGGUUACUUUGGAUGAUAUCUCAUACGUGACGCAGUAUCUUGGCAACCUUACUACGGUUCAGAGCGAUAUUGUUCUUACACCAAGAGAUCAGACUACUAGUGCCCAUGCUAAACGUAUGGGUCAUUGGGGUAUCUCCAUGUAAGAGGAGUUUGGAAGGAAAUGCAGGGGAAGCAUAGCUAGAGUGAUUUGGGGAGGAAAUGUUUGAUUAAAUUGAAUGAAAGUUCUUGGUGUGUAGGAGAUAUAUUGGAUUCGUUUUUUUACAUAGAGAUCAUCUUUUUGAAUGAAACAGUUCCUGGGCUCGAACUUUCGAGCAUCCAUGAAUAAAUUCGUUUUCUCAUACCCCAAUUGAUGCAAGCAAGCAUUUGGACAAAAUCAAUUUAUGUGUGGAAACUCGAACCUGUAGUUAGAAGUAGAUGACAGA
Messenger RNA from Botrytis sinoallii, 1696 nucleotides. RefSeq lists its product as uncharacterized. The record is from RefSeq and is a predicted model, not a curated record. Gene Ontology annotation, molecular function: peroxidase activity. Bases 587 to 1417 code for a protein of 276 amino acids. NCBI's taxonomy places the organism in Eukaryota, Fungi, Ascomycota, Leotiomycetes, Helotiales, Sclerotiniaceae. The transcript is spliced from 5 exons.